AUGAAUGAAUCUCCCACAUCGGCCAGUAUGCAUAUGUGGGCCUUUCUGGUGCCAGCUAUUGUUGUCCUCAUUGGCCUAGGUAAGAUCAACAGGCAAUAUGGUAUCAUUAAACCCCUGGCUGUGAUUGGCGGCAUUGCGGUGUUGCUGGUGCUAACCCUGCUAAAGGGCACCUCUUCAUUGGGCCAAACUAUAGGCUAUUGUAUUUUGCCAGGUAUUGCCUUUGCUGCUGUUAAGCAGUCCGCUAUGUUGAGUGCUCAAGUGCAAAUCGAAAAGAACGAUCCCAAUUUUCGCCAGAAGUUCAUCGAAGUGACUGCCCUCAACACUUUCGCCAAAGCUAUUGGCAUUUCAUUUGGUGGUAUCAUGGCCACCAUGAUCUUCACCACAUCCGUGAAAAACCAAUUAGUUAACGUGGACUUCGCGGUCCCUACGUUCACCAAUAUUGAACAGUUGAUCGCAUACCACGCCAAACACUUUGAUGGUGGAAGUUCACCGCUCGCCAAAGUCUUCACCAAAGCUGUUCAAAACGUUUUUUUCGCGGCUCUUGGAUGUUCUGCUUUGGCUUUUGUCUUUUCCAUUUUCAUGUCCAACAAGCGAUUAUUUGUGGGUCCCAAACCUAAUAAUCCUACUGACAUUGAGCAAGAGACAAUCGUCGUCAACAAAUCGCAUGCUGAGGCUGAAAAGAGCCAUGAUGAAGACUCGACAAAAAAUUAUGUGGCCUCCAUAGCUCCCGAUUCUGCCGCCACAUAA
Lachancea nothofagi CBS 11611 is the source of this 747-nucleotide messenger RNA. The record is from the annotation of a GenBank genome assembly. Lineage: Eukaryota; Fungi; Ascomycota; Saccharomycetes; Saccharomycetales; Saccharomycetaceae.